GCUCUUGACAGGAAUAUAUAGACUGAUUUGCAGCGCACGUGCUUUCGUUCGAUGGCUUCGCUAGGCGACGCACACUGGCUGGACCCUUCGCUCCCUGUGGAUAGCCCCGAGUGCCCGUAAGCAAUGUCUCACAUACUGGUCUCCAGGAUCGUCGGCGCUGUCUCAAACUUCUGGAAGUUGGCGGUGCUCGUCCUCAUACCAUUCCUCUACUUGCCCCUCGUGCUCUACAUCGACACCAAGGAAUCGAGAUGUGCCUACGUCGUCUGUCUUAUGUCCACGUUCUGGAUGACGAAUGCUGUUCCACUGCCUGUCACGGCUUUGCUUCCCGUGGUCCUGUUUCCGCUACUUGGCGUAUUACCAACGGACGAAGCCUGCUACCCUUAUCUUCAGGAAACAAACAUGCUCUUCAUCGGCAGCCUAAUCAUGGCGAUGGCUAUCGAGCACUGCAACGUCCACAAGAGGAUAGCCUUGAGGGUGAUGCUCUGCGUUGGAACAAAUCCGAGAUGGAUCAUGUUGGGUUUCAUGCUGACCACCAUGUUCAUGUCGACGUGGAUUUGCAACACGGCCACAACCGCCAUGAUGAUGCCCAUUGUGGACGCCGUCCUGGCUGAAGUCAUCGAUGCCGAAUACGAUCCACUCAUGCUCGCGGAAAUAGGAGGCGCCUGCGACACAGAGAAAGGUGGCCACAAACCACUCAACCGCAGCCUUAGUACAGAAAGCUCUGGAAAGAAAGAAAAGUGCGUGAUGCCUCCUAGCCGCUCGUGCAGCGUGCGCAGCGAAGACGUCGCCAAGCAGAAAGCCCAGAGGACGCUGAGCAAGAGCCUCUACCUCAGCGUGGCCUUCGCUGCCAACAUCGGCGGCACGGCAACGCUCACCAGCGCGGGACCUAACCUGAUUCUCAAGUUUGUCGUCGAAGAAUUUUAUGGAGGCCUCCCUCCCAUCGACUAUGCAAGUUGGCUGGUUUUCUCGACACCGGGAGUCGUCAUCAGCGUUUUCGUGGUCUGGGCUGCGUUCCAGGUUCUCUACCGGAACACCGGAGGCGUUGGUCUCGAAAGGAAGGGACAUGCAGCGAAGAAGGUCAUAAACAAAAAAUACGACGAACUUGGCCCAAUGAACUUCCACGAGUUAGCUGUGCUGGUGAUGUUGGCGACUCUGGUCCUUCUGUGGAUGUUCAGGGACCCGCACUUCGCGAGGGGCUGGGCCACUUUUUUCGGAGACCUGAAGCCCAAGGACGCAACGGCGGCGCUGUUUGUAGUAUUCUUCCUGUUCGUGAUCCCGUCCGACCCACGUAAAGUGGGGACCAGCCCGACCUUACUCACCUGGGAUGUGGUUCAGAAGCGACUUCCGUGGGGCGUCGUCCUACUCCGCGGAGGUGGAUUCGCCAUGGCUGAGGCCACAAACGUUUCCGGUCUUUCGCGGUGGGUGGGCCACCAGCUGUCCUCGUUCGGCUUCAUGUCACCGCAGUGUAUCAUAUUCGUCGUGUCCGUCAUCGUGGCCUUCAUCACUGAAGUGGUCUCCAACUCUGCCACGGCCACUAUCUUUCUGCCUAUCAUGGCGCAGCUGGCAACCGACCUUCACAUGAAUCCUCUGAUGAUCAUUGUGCCCGUUGCGUUGUCCUGUUCCUACGCCUUCAUGCUGCCCGUUGGCACGCCAGCCAACGCCAUUGUCUCCAGUCACGCCAACAUCUUCCCGGUCGAAAUGAUUCUUCCUGGUCUGGUAGUCAAGUGCAUCUGCAUCUGCAUUAUGCUGGUCAGCAUCAACACGAUAGGCAUCGUCAUCUUCGACCUCAACAAUUUCCCUGCUUGGGCGGAAGACAUGGAUGCCAACGGGACUCUGGCGGCCAUCUUUAACGGGACGAUGGCUGUCAGCGGACACUGAACAUACGGCGUCAUUGUUGAUGCACAUCUCGCUGCUGGUGGACAAGUGUCAUCGGUAAUGCUGACAAACGAUCGUCGAAGCUGGACUUCGAUGUAUACAUGAAGACGAGACGGAUAGCCUACAAUGUACAAAGAGUAUGGGGCGAAGAGGAAAACAAUGAGAAAGUGCCGCCUACUGCUACUUCCGUUUUAAGGAAGACGGGCGGCGGGCUUCCGAGACGCACGGGUUGGCUGUUAUGCGCCGUCCCUUGCGCUGCCAUCGAAACCGCUGGCCACCUUUUCUUCGGCAUUUCUUAAUUCUGCAGAAAGGAGACGUCCGACUUUUUCUUAUGGGGCGUAGGUCUAGCAACAGGUGCCAUCCCUGACCAACCUGAAGAUGCACGUAAUCACCGCUACAUUGUCAGCGCUCUUGAGUGCACUUUACGGAAUCGGUUGUGAUUUGUCGGACAUUUUAUAGAUGCAUGGCAAACUUUAAUAUGUAUUUAGCUCUUGUGAGCCAUGGUCCCUGUGGGCCACCGAAAUAACGUGAUCUCGUAGUUAUUGUUGGUGAAAUGCUGCAAAUGGCAUUUUAUGUACUCUUGGAACUGCAUUUCUCCGUGACUUGUGUGUGACUACUUGUACCGAACAAUAUGAUACGGUUCCACGGCAUCGACACGGAAUGGCGUGAUAGUGCUUAACGGUAACGGUACGGUGUAUUCUCUGGUGUUAGCGUUUUGCGUGUCUAUACUAUAUUAACGUCACAUUGGUGAUCUUGAAUUUGUGGCUUUAAUGUAGCCAUCAAGUUCAAAUUGAAGUGUUCAAGUACAAGUUUAGAGUAAAAACGCGCAGCUCUCACGCUAGGCAAAUGCAAAAGGAAAUAAUGCUGCUUCUGCAGCAACAUCUCAUAAUUAGGAUUUUGAAAAUACAUGAAAGGAUGAACAGCUAGCUUGCUGAUGCGACCUGUGAACAUGAAGCUCUAGAACAUCAUGUAUCGUCGGCUCUUUCACAUGCAAAUUCCAAAGGGCGUCGUCAUAUGCCUGUAAACCUUGAUCUCCUUGAUGAUUUGCGUUUUGUUUAUACACAUGCUGAAUGAAAAGUGGCCUGAUGAAUACACGACAUAGCAUUAGCCCUGCGUGGCGCAUUGCAUUGUUAUUAUGUAUAAAGCUUGAGAAUUGGCGUUUCUCUCACUUGA
Messenger RNA from Dermacentor silvarum, 3048 nucleotides. RefSeq names its product solute carrier family 13 member 5. Gene Ontology annotation, biological process: monoatomic anion transmembrane transport; citrate transport. Gene Ontology annotation, cellular component: membrane. NCBI's taxonomy places the organism in Eukaryota, Metazoa, Arthropoda, Arachnida, Ixodida, Ixodidae. The record is from RefSeq and is a predicted model, not a curated record. Bases 124 to 1878 code for a protein of 584 amino acids. Gene Ontology annotation, molecular function: citrate transmembrane transporter activity; succinate transmembrane transporter activity. The transcript has 13 exons.